Molecule: messenger RNA, 1073 nt
Organism: Panicum virgatum (switchgrass)
Lineage: Eukaryota; Viridiplantae; Streptophyta; Magnoliopsida; Poales; Poaceae
Product: myb-related protein 308-like
Exons: 2
Coding region: 77-667 (196 amino acids)
Source: RefSeq, a predicted model, not a curated record
CCCCUCACAAGUCACAACACUAGCUCUCCACACCUAUCACUCGGCACCGCGAUCGAUCGAGAAUCAGCCAUCAGGUAUGGGGAGGUCGCCGUGCUGCGAGAAGGCGCACACGAACAAGGGCGCAUGGACCAAGGAGGAGGACCAGCGGCUCGUCGCCUACAUCAAGGCCCACGGCGAGGGCAGCUGGAGGUCGCUUCCCAAUGCGGCGGGGCUGCAGCGCUGCGGGAAGAGCUGCAGGCUGCGGUGGAUCAACUACCUGCGCCCUGACCUCAAGCGGGGCAACUUCACCGAGGAAGAAGACGACCUCAUCAUCAAGCUCCACCAGAUCCUCGGAAACAAGUGGUCUGUGAUCGCCGGACGGCUGCCGGGUCGGACAGACAACGAGAUCAAGAACUACUGGAACACGCACAUCAAGCGAAAGCUCCUUGCGCGCGGCAUCGACCCGAAGACGCACCGUCAGCUCCGGGCCGCUGCCUCAUCACCUUUCAGCCGUCCCCUGGACCAACUGGCGGCGGCGGCGUGCUCCAGCUGCUCACCGGAGACCAGCGGCGCCUGCCACAGCAGCGACGAUGAUUGCGGCGGCAUCGACCUCAACCUGUCCAUAAGCCCGCCCAGAGGACCGCCGUCGUCGUCGCCGUCGUCACUGCCGACGACGGAAGAAGCAUAAGCCCACAAGCAGCGCGACCGCGUAGUGGAUGUGGAUGCAUGCAUCCAGUGAUGAUAUAAACUAAACCCUGAAAGGAAAGGAAGUACGACGAGAGCUAUUCAAAGAGGAAGAGGAUAUGCAUGCCUUAGCUUCUCGAUCUUGUUCUCCAUCCAUGCAGGACGGGAGAUUUUCUCAAGGCAAGGUUGACCACGACUCGUUUAGGCCUGAUAUGAUGAUGAAAAUCCUUGCUUGGGGGCAGAACUCCAUGAUUUGAUGAUCGUGAAGUUGAUCCGUUCACUGUUCCUUUGACUUCUGUAGUAAAUUAGUAAUAUAAUAGCAUCUUUGCUGGUUCAUCUCUGUUCUACUCCUUCACUAAUAAGUGACAAAAAUGUAUGAAACUUUGAUCUUUUCUACCUUUUGAUGCAAA